Molecule: messenger RNA, 1420 nt
Organism: Vigna umbellata (rice bean)
Lineage: Eukaryota; Viridiplantae; Streptophyta; Magnoliopsida; Fabales; Fabaceae
Product: putative UDP-rhamnose:rhamnosyltransferase 1
Molecular function (GO): UDP-glucosyltransferase activity
Source: RefSeq, a predicted model, not a curated record
AUCAAAUCUCAACAAAGAAGAAUAAAUAACCAUCCAGAUAACCCAAGAUAAAGAAGCCACAAUUUAUGCUUAAACACAAGCAUAUCCAUGGCGGAGCAGCGUGAGAAACUUCACGUUGUGCUGUUUCCAUGGCUAGCAUUUGGUCACAUUGGUCCAUUUUUUGAGCUUGCAAGACUCAUAGCUCAAAAGGGUCACAAAAUUUCUUUCAUUUCCACACCUAGAAAUAUCCAUCGCCUACCAAAAGUGCCUGAAAACUUGCAACCUUUGGUGGAUCUGAUAGAACUGCCACUGCCCCGUGUUGACAAACUCCCAGAAAAUGCAGAGGCCACAAUGGACAUUCCUCAUCACCUCAUUCCAUACCUGAAGCUGGCUUUUGAUGGUCUUCAACAACCUUUGGCCAAAUUUCUGGAGAGAUGCAAACCAGAUUGGAUAAUAUACGACUUUGCACCGUAUUGGUUGCCGCCAAUAUCUUCUAAGCUAGGAAUCUCAAACAUCUUUUUCUGUAUUUUUGGUGCAUCUGCUAUCUAUUUUUUUCUCCUAAAGACCACAGAUUUCCUUGAAGAACAUUACGAGACAAAUGAAUCGGGGGUUUCAGACCUGUUUCGAGUCCUUGAAACUUGUAAUGGUGCUCAAGUUACUGCUACAAGAACCUGCGUGGAGAUUGAAGGUGAGCCUCUCAAAUUGUUCGAAAGCAUAUAUAGUAAACCAGUGAUUCCAAUUGGUUUAUUGCCACCUUCACUACAGUUCAGUGAAGACAAUAAUGAUGAAAACUGGGAUAGCAUUCUUAAAUGGUUAGACAAACAGGAAGAAGCGUCAGUGAUGUAUGUAGCUUUUGGAAGUGAAGUGACACUAAGCGAUGAAGACUUUACUGAAAUUAGUAUGGGAAUAGAAAUGUCUGGUUUUCCCUUUUUUUGGGUUCUUAAAAAGCAAAACACAUCUAAGGUUGAGUUGCAGGAUUUGGUUGUGAAUAACUCAGGAAAGGGUUUGGUGUGGAGAAGAUGGGCACCGCAGAUGAGGAUUUUAGCACACAAGUCUGUUGGGGCAUUCCUUAGUCACUCUGGUUGGAGUUCAGUUAUAGAGAGUCUUCAAGUUGGUUGUCCACUUGUUAUGUUGCCCUUCCAAGCUGGUCAAUUUGUAAGUGCUAGGCUUAUGGAGGAGAAAAGGGUAGGUGUCAAAGUACAGAGAAGUGAGCGUGAUGGAAAGUUCACCAGGGAAUCGGUUGCCAAUGCAUUGAGAUCAGUGAUGUUGGAAAAAACUUAUAGAAAUGAAGCAGAGGAAAUAAGUAAAAUAUUUGGGGACAAAGAACUUCACCAAAAAUAUGCAGAUGAGUUUGUUGAAUAUAUGGAAAUCCAUAGGCCUACCAUAAAGGAUUAGUCUUUCUGCUAUUCUAUUAUAUCAUUCAAAAGCUAAAAUACAAGUC